Messenger RNA from Micromonas pusilla CCMP1545, 765 nucleotides. RefSeq lists its product as uncharacterized. Gene Ontology annotation, biological process: translation. The record is from RefSeq and is a predicted model, not a curated record. NCBI's taxonomy places the organism in Eukaryota, Viridiplantae, Chlorophyta, Mamiellophyceae, Mamiellales, Mamiellaceae. Bases 1 to 765 code for a protein of 254 amino acids. Gene Ontology annotation, cellular component: ribosome; cytosolic large ribosomal subunit. The transcript is spliced from 2 exons. Gene Ontology annotation, molecular function: structural constituent of ribosome; 5S rRNA binding.
AUGCAGCGGCACGUCGCGCGCGCGGUCGCGCGGUGGGGUCUCGCCCUGAACGCCGCGCCGACGCUCGCGGGCGACCUCGCGCUUCGACAACCGGCGACGACGACGGCCGUCGUCGGGGGAUUCGCGUCGACGUUCGUUCGACGCGCGGGGACGUUCGGGAAGGACACGUCGAAGGACAAGGGCGACGUGAUCGACGUCCGGCUCCGCGACGCUUCCGGGAGGAUAGCCGCGAAGAAACUGCGUAAAGAAGGACGCGUCCCCGCGAUCUUAUUCCGGAGCGGGUCUCGAGCGGGCGAGCACAUAUCCCUAGCGCUGAAGGACAUCGAGAGGCUCGUGACGAAGCACGGGCACGUCGGCGUCGGGACGAGGGUGCUGAAGAUGCGGUUCGAGGGGACCGACCGCGCGGAGGACGUCAUCGCGAAACAGGUCCACCUCACGAUGGGGACGGGCGUCGUCGAGAACGCGACGUUCAUGCCCGUGGAGCCGACGACGGAGGUGAACGUGGACGUUCCGGUGACGUUCAUCGGCGAGGACGUGUGCCCGGGGGUGAAGCAAGGCGGGUUCCCGUGGGUCAUGCGUCGGUCCGUCCCGGUGAAGUGCCAGGUGAAGGACAUCCCUCGGGUGUUUAACAUCGACGUCUCGAACUUUUCCGUGGGGAAGGUGGUCUUCUUGAAGGAUCUGCACGUUCCCGAGAGCGUGAAGCUGAGGUUGGAUAACAUGAUGACGCCGGUGUUCUCGAUGUCGAGGCCGGGGCGCGGCGGGUGA